This is a messenger RNA of Helicoverpa armigera (cotton bollworm), 1205 nucleotides long. It is a transcript of the gene Samtor, whose product is annotated as S-adenosylmethionine sensor upstream of mTORC1. Bases 223 to 1179 code for a protein of 318 amino acids. NCBI's taxonomy places the organism in Eukaryota, Metazoa, Arthropoda, Insecta, Lepidoptera, Noctuidae. The record is from RefSeq and is a predicted model, not a curated record. The transcript has a single exon. Gene Ontology annotation, molecular function: S-adenosylmethionine-dependent methyltransferase activity. Gene Ontology annotation, biological process: negative regulation of TORC1 signaling.
UGUGUCACGCACGUCAAAAGCUCAAAAAAAAAUUACAAGAUGAAAACUACAUGCUGCAUGCAUGUGUUAUUGUUCAGCAAUUGUUGUUACAAAGUGUAUUGUAAAUGCCCAUUUACUUUUACAACUCAUAAGAGGAUUAAAUAUAUAACUUGAAUGUUAAAUAUAAUACUGGUAUAGUGCAUUACUUUCCUUCUGGACCUAGCCAUAUAGGUAGUUCUAAAAAUGGCAAGUGAAGAACAUAAAUUGCUUUCCCAGUACAUAAAAGACGUUCAUUUAUCAUUGCGCAAAUCAACUUUGAAAUUAGGAGCUGAUGCUGCAUGGCAGAAACAUUGCAGCAACGAAGAAGAGUUAUCAAAAUACGCACAAUGUAUGAAAAAACUUGCGACUACACACUGGGAAAAUAAUUGUAACAGUGAUUCAAGUGAGGCCACUUCACGAAUAACAUGGGUGGUUGAAUUCUGUACCGACUAUUUCAAUAACAGUACUCACAUGAAAUAUAGAGAAAAAGAGUUAAAUAUAUCAGAGAAGAUGGGUUUACAACUGGAUAUUGAAGAAUCAUUUUCUAAUCCUUUAAAGCUGCUAGAUGUUGGCAGCUGUUACAAUCCAUUCAGAAUAUACGACAAUUUUGAUGUAUUAGCUAUUGAUCUAUGCCCUGCUAACACUUCAGUAAUGCAAUGUGACUUUCUAAAUGUGAACAUAGGUCCUUGCAAUAUGACAGAUGGGUCAGUGGUAACUGAACUGCAGGAAAACUCAUUUGAUGUUGUUACAUUUUGCUUUGUCUUAGAAUACAUACCUUCUUCUGAGUUAAGAAUAUUAGCAUGUCAGAAUGCUUAUAAAUUGUUAAAACCUGGUGGACUUUUAAUAAUUAACACACCUGAUUCCAAACAUGUUGGGGCAAACAGCAAGAUCAUUAAAUGUUGGAGGUAUACCCUGGCUCAUAUUGGAUUUAAUAGGAUUAAGUAUGAAAAAUCAAAGUACAUGCACUGCAUGGCAUUUCGGAAGUCCUUGCAUAGAGAAAUAGCUAUGCGCUGGGCAUUACUGUACAAAGAACCUUAUAUGAAAUAUGCUAUGCACAUACCACAAGAUUUCACAGUUUCAGAUGAUUUGUUUACUGCACCCAUAGACAAAGAAACUUUGGUAGAUGACUUUCAGGAACUACCAUUUAGUGAUUUUUCAUGAAAAUAAAUAAAUAAAGCAUAAAAGUA